GCCUUAUUUCUAUUUAACUGUAUUCCACAGUUGAGAUACGCGGCAGCUUUCCCGCGAGUGGGCGUGGUUUCAGCGGACACGCCUCCAGUGUUUGAGAGCAGAGAAUACUGCUUUUUUUUACUUUAUUUUUAUUUACUUGACAGGUUUUAUCAUUCAAGUUUGGCUGAGUGGUUAAUUACACAUUUUUCUGUGGUGACAAACUCAGACCAUAUUUAAUAUUGCUUUAUACGGACUUUAACAUUUCCCAUAUGCAAAGCCAAUUUAAACUCUUUUAAAAAUCUGAAAAUAUACAAAAAUGUUCUGUUGAUAAACCCAGAUCUCUGUACUGUCAAACUUCAACAGUCAAAUAUACACACGGAGAAACUUUGAAAUAUGGACUGAGCUGUAAAAUCAAAUAAAGACAGUCUGCACAAUGUUACUAAAAAUAUUAUUCUACCUUUGACGUCAAUAUUUACAGUUUUACUUUUAAAAUCAUUUAAAGGUUACAGUGGACUCCUGCAUUCACAUAUUUCAGACAAAUGAAUGAAUAACAAAUAUGAUUGAAAACUUAAGUUUAAUGGCUGCCUUAAAUUUUUAAGCAAAAUCAAAGAGGUACCAAACGUUCAUAACACACUUUCAAUAACUUUAAAAUCAAUUACUAAACUGACUGAACAAAUGUAUUGUUAUAAUAGGCUAAUAAAACGAUUUCUAUAGUGCAAAUUAAUAACGUUUUAAAAUUUAUAUUGUGAAUUUAAAAUUACCUUUAACAUGAAGUGUAUUGUUAAAAAAAAACUAACUUAAAUACUGAUUCGUAUUUUUUGUCACUUUAUUUAGAAACUCUGUCAUAACUUGAUUUGUUUCUUUAUUCAUAAGUGCAAGAUUCCUUGCUGACACAACAAACACAGAAGGAACUGAAGCAUUCGGUGAAACGCGCGCACUGCGCAUCCAAGAAGCUGUUGCGCACCGAGUCAAAAAUCAUUUAUUGCUCUGUAUGUGCAUGAUGCAGUACGUACCAGACCAGAGUGAUUCUCAUAAAUCCCACCCACGACCGUGGGGCUACGACAAUAGCUAUUACAUCAACUAGACCUGCAUUCUGGGAAGUUUUACGCGCGGAUGGUGAGAACGCGGGACAUUUUUGCGCGGGACAUUUAUUUACAAUGUACGUACGUUUUUAGAGCGUCAUCUGGAAAUACAUUAGAAGUGAUGUAUAUGUUGUUAAGUUAAUAGCUAUAUUUUAAAUAAUGGACAUUUCAGGUAAAUUUGGCGCACAUUUUGCUCCUCUAACAGAAUUACUUAAGUCACCAAGUAAUGAAGUGACGCUUUUGUAAAAAUGGAAUCAGAUGAUCCACUUGGUGUGAGGAGUCAGGUGAAUAUCUCGACUGCUUUUGCCAACAUCUCACCAACAAUAACAGGACCUGACGAGCUUGCUUCCGCGUCUUCAUACGAUUUAGUAGUAACAUCCAUACUCGGCACAAUUUUGACCAUCAUGUGUUUGGUAGGAGUAAUCGGAAACGUUUACACGCUGAUCAUCAUGAACACCUCUGUGCGCGUAAGUGGAUCGAUGUAUGUCUACAUUGUGAACUUGGCUCUGGCGGACCUGCUGUACCUCUCCACCAUCCCUUUCGUGGUUUGGACGUAUUCUGCAAAGGACUGGUACUUUGGCGACAUCGGAUGCCGCGUUCUGUUCAGCCUGGAUUUCGUGACCAUGCAUGCGAGCAUCUUCAUCCUGACCAUCAUGAGCACGGAGCGCUAUCUGGCUGUGGUGAACCCGCUGGACACCUUCGGUCGGUCCCGACGCUACAGGCGCGCAGUCACCUGCCUCGUGUGGCUCUUUUCCUUCAUCCUGGCUCUGCCGACCAUGAUCAUGAUUGACUUGAAGAGAGACGUGCACAAUGGAGUAGAGAAGCGCAUGUGCCACCCGACCUGGCAGAUGACCGCGUACAGAGUGUAUCUGACCAUCCUGUUCAACACCUGCAUCUUGGCUCCUGGAUUAAUCAUUGGAUAUCUCUACCUGAAAUUAGCCCGGACCUACUGGCUAUCGCAAACUUCAGUAUUCCCAUCCAGAGAAAUGAAGAAGUGUCCUAAACAAAAGGUGUUAUAUAUGAUCUUCAGUAUAGUUCUGACCUAUUGGGCGUGUUUCUUACCCUUCUGGUUGUGGCAGUUGCUCAGUAUCUAUUAUUACGCGCACGGACGGCUGUCGAGCAGCACGGUGGUGUACAUUAACUUCGUUGUGACUUGUUUGGCGUACAGUAACAGUUGUAUCAACCCGUUCUUGUACACUUUAUUAACGAGGAAUUAUCAGGAAUAUGUGAGGGACAGACAAAAAAGCAUAGAGUUUAAGAGGAGGUUAAGACUGUCAUCUCAAAGGUCUGUAUCGUUGGGGACUAGUCAACAGUUCUGUAAUACUUUGACUAAUACGCACCGCAACGGCAUUUUGGAUACCUACAGCAAACUUUGAUUUCGUUGCUUAAACAAGGCAGUUGUGUAAUUAAUAAUUAACGUACAUUUAACACAUUUGUAUAAGAAAAGACGCUAGGGAGCCACUCGUCUUUCCUUCUUUUAUUUAUGCACCCAAAAACGUUUACAGAUUUACAGCGUGAAACAAUAUCGUGUAUGUGACCAUGGACCUCAAAACCAGUCAUAAUUGUCUUUUUUUGAAACUGAGUUAUACAUUGAUGUAUGGUUUGUUAGGAUAGGAUAAUAUUUGGCUGAGAUACAACUAUUUGAAAAUCUGGAAUCUGACGGUACAAAAAAAAAAACAAAAUACUGAGAAAAAUGCCUUUAAAGUUGUCCAAAUGAGGUUCUUAGCAAUGCAUAUUACUAAUCAUAAAUUAAGUUUUGAUAUAUUUAUGGUAGGAAAUUUACAAAAUAUCUUCAUGGAACAUGAUCUUUACUUAAUAACCUAAUGAUUUUUGUUCAUAAAAGAAAAAUUGAUCAUUUUGAUCCAUACAAUGUAUUUUUGGCUAUUGCUACAAAUAUGCCCGUGCAAGUUAUGACUGGUCCA
Molecule: messenger RNA, 2983 nt
Organism: Labeo rohita (rohu)
Lineage: Eukaryota; Metazoa; Chordata; Actinopteri; Cypriniformes; Cyprinidae
Gene: uts2r5
Product: urotensin-2 receptor 5
Exons: 1
Coding region: 1310-2437 (375 amino acids)
Biological process (GO): blood vessel diameter maintenance; regulation of blood pressure; neuropeptide signaling pathway
Cellular component (GO): membrane
Molecular function (GO): urotensin II receptor activity
Source: RefSeq, a predicted model, not a curated record